Messenger RNA from Paramecium tetraurelia, 966 nucleotides. RefSeq lists its product as uncharacterized. The record is from RefSeq and is a predicted model, not a curated record. NCBI's taxonomy places the organism in Eukaryota, Ciliophora, Oligohymenophorea, Peniculida, Parameciidae. The transcript has 5 exons.
AUGGGGAGCUGCAAUUGUAUUCCGAAAAAUCUAGGAGAAGAAGAAUUGUAAACUCAAAAAGGUAGUAAUGAACAUUAAAUUAUCGAUAAAGAGAAACAAUAAGAAACAGAAUCAUUAACUCAUGAGGACAAUAAACCAGCUAAUGAUGAAUAUCAAGAUCUUGUUUAGAAAACAAAAGGAAUUCGAUAAAAACUUCCUAGAAUCAACAUGGCUAAUGGAGGUUAUUAUGAAGGCGAAUGGUUCAAUUGUAAAAGGGAUGGCUUCGGCUUGCAUUUUUGGGCUGAUGGUGGCUAUUACGAAGGGGAAUGGAAAAAUGAUAAAGCAGAGGGCAAAGGGAAAUUAGUUCAUGGAGAUGGAGAUACUUAUGAGGGAUAAUGGAUAAAUGACACGGCUAAUGGAGAAGGAAUUUAUGUCCAUUCUGGAGGUGCAAGAUAUGAGGGAGAAUGGAUGAAUGAUCUCUUACAUGGCAAGGGAGUUGAAAGUUGGCCUGAUGGUUCCAAAUAUGAAGGUAUGUAUACUUUUGGGAAAAAGAAUGGAAAGGGAAAACUCUAAUUCGCAGACAACAGUAUUUAUGAAGGAGAUUUUAUGGAUAAUGAAAUAAAUGGAUUUGGUAAAUACACUUGGUAUGAUGGAAAAAUCUAUAAUGGAAAUUGGUUAAAUAAUAAGAUUAAUGGUUAUGGCGAAACAAUUUGGCCUGAUGGAAAGAGUUAUAAAGGAUAGUAUUUAGAUGAUAAAAAACACGGUUAAGGAGUUUUUUAUUGGAAUAACGGUAGAACAUAUGAUGGAGAGUGGGUGAUGGGAAAAUAACAUGGAAAAGGUGUAGUCAUUACUGAAACUGGAGAAAGAAUGCUUGGGAUCUGGGAAAAUGGUCGAAAAAUUAAAAUUGACUCAAGAUAAUUAUUAAACAGCCGACAGCAGACACUCGCCCCCACCGCCCCCCUAUCAUAUUCUUUCCCUUACUUUUGA